Molecule: messenger RNA, 1372 nt
Organism: Zootoca vivipara (common lizard)
Lineage: Eukaryota; Metazoa; Chordata; Lepidosauria; Squamata; Lacertidae
Product: claudin-4-like
Cellular component (GO): bicellular tight junction; membrane
Molecular function (GO): structural molecule activity
Source: RefSeq, a predicted model, not a curated record
UUGCCUCCUGAGGAUUUGAAGCCUUUUCGUUCGUUGGGUCCCGUCAACAGGGUUGUCGUCUUCACCUUGAGUCAUGGCCUCUGCUGGAUUCCAGAUCAUGGGCAUGGCCCUGACAGUGGUGGGCUGGAUCGGGACCAUCAUAACCUGUGCCCUGCCCAUGUGGAAAGUCUCCGCUUUCAUUGGCAACAACAUUGUCGUGGCGCAGAUCACCUGGGAAGGGCUGUGGAUGAACUGCGUGGUGCAGAGCACCGGGCAGAUGCAGUGCAAGGUCUACGACUCCAUGCUGGCCCUUUCUCAGGAUGUGCAGACGGCCCGUGCCCUGAUGGUCAUCUCUGUGCUCCUGGCUGCUCUGGCUCUGAUGGUUGCCAUCGUGGGGGCCAAGUGCACCAACUGCGUCGAAGACGAGGACACCAAGGCCCGCAUAAUGAUUGUCUCUGGCGCAGUCUUCAUCGUGGCAGGGAUCCUUUGCCUCAUCCCCGUGUGCUGGUCAGCCAACACCAUCGUCCGCGAGUUCUACAACCCGAUGGUGAUCGACGCCCAGAAGAGGGAGCUGGGAGCUGCCCUUUACAUCGGCUGGGCGUCUUCUGCCUUGUUGAUCCUCGGAGGAGCUCUGCUCUGCUGCAAUUGCCCCAAGAAGGAGGGCAACAACUACAGCGCCCGCUACACGGCCGCUGCCUCUCAGCCCCACAGCGAUUACCCCAGCAAGAACUACGUCUAGGAACACCACCUCCGGAAAACAAAGCUGUCAUCACUACUGCUUGGGUCCUCUUUGGAGGAGCCGAGAUGCAUCUCUCCUGGGGCUCUGCAGAGAAUAUCCAUCCAUCCAAAGAACAGAACAUCUGAUAGUCCCAUCACUUUCCAAUGUGCUUGUCCCAUCAGUAUUUUCCCCCACCCCCAAAUGUUACCACUACAUUAUUGUAUGGACUUGCCUACGGAAGUCAGAGCUCUGCUUCUAGAGAACAUUUUCUACUCUUAACUGGUUCUCCUCGAUGUAGGUAGAAGAGAUGUUGGACCUCGGGGGGCAGGAGAAAGUCAUUUCCAAGUAGUUCUUAAUGAUCAAUGUGGUUUUUGUUCUUAGGUUUCCUGGGUGCUCAUCAGGAGACUAAAACUACUAAUAUUGUCCUGGACGUCACCGUUCAAUAUGGUCUCCAUUUGGGGGCAGAAGUAGGUGGUGGAAACGGGUACUCCAGAAAUGAGUUUAUAAAGCUGUGAUGUGUUGUACGAUGUUGUUUGUAAACAAAGGUGAUGUGGUCUUUUUUCCCAUUUUGCUAACUCACUGCAAUUCACCAUGCAUGCAUUUCAUAUUGAAUGCCAUUUUAUUUCUGUUUUUUAUUAGUAUGACCUGAAUAAAAUUUACAGGCUUUUGUAUAAA